Molecule: messenger RNA, 1599 nt
Organism: Nerophis lumbriciformis (worm pipefish)
Lineage: Eukaryota; Metazoa; Chordata; Actinopteri; Syngnathiformes; Syngnathidae
Gene: mmd
Product: monocyte to macrophage differentiation-associated
Cellular component (GO): membrane
Molecular function (GO): pore-forming activity
Source: RefSeq, a predicted model, not a curated record
GUGUAACACAUAUGCUGGUCUUUCAAGGAGUAUAGUCUCCAGUAACAGAUAAAUAAUAUACAGUGCAUGCAGAUAGUAUUCACAGCGCUUCCGUUUUUCUACAUGUUAUGUUACAGCCUUAUUUUAAAAUGGAACCAAUUCCUUUUUCCCCUCAAAAUUCUACACACAAUACCCCAUAUUCGCAUGCACAUAAGUAUUCACAGCCUUUGCCAUGAAGCUCAAAAGUGAGCUCAGGUGCAUCGUGUUUCAACUGAUAAUCCUUGAGAUGUUCCUACAGCUUAAUUGAAGUCCACCUGUGGUAAAGUCAGUUGAUUGGGCAUGAUUUGAAAAGCCACACACUUGACAAUGUAUGGCGAAGCGCAAAACCAAGAAUGAAGUCAAAGAAAUUCUGCUGAAACUCAAUACGCUGCUAUGGAAAGAGCGAACAGCUUGCAGAGGUUCAUGAACAGGCGUCCCUCCGCUAACUGUCGCUACCAGCCUACCCGCUACGAGCAUGCCGCCAACUGCUACACGCACGCAUUCCUGAUUGCGCCCGCCUUGGUGGGCAUGGCGCUGCUGCACCGGCUGUCAGACAACCAGUGGCAGCGCGUGACGGCGUGGGUGUACGGUCUGGGCCUGUGCGCCCUCUUCCUUGUGUCCACCGUUUUCCACAUCAUCACCUGGAAGAGGAGUCACAUGAGGGAGGUGGAGCACUGCUUCCACAUGUGCGACAGGGUUGUCAUCUACGUCUUCAUCGCCGCCUCUUACACGCCGUGGCUGAACUUGCGAGAACUGGGGCCACUCGCCGCUCACAUGCGCUGGUUUGUGUGGCUGAUGGCGGCCGCCGGAAUCAUCUAUGUCUUCAACUACCACGAAAAGUACAAAGUGGUGGAGUUGACCUUCUACUUGACUAUGGGCUUUCUCCCAGCUUCCGUGGUCACCUCAAUGAACAACACGGAGGGUGUUCACGAGCUGGCGUGCGGCGGCCUCAUCUACUGCCUGGGCGUGGUCUUCUUCAAGAGCGACGGCGUCAUCCCCUUCGCCCACGCCAUCUGGCACGUGUUUGUGGCGCUGGCGGCCGCCGUGCACUACUACGCCAUCUGGAAGUACCUCUACAAGCCCUCCGGCGCCGACGCCCUCUUCCACUCGUGAGACGCCGCCGAAAUAACGUUUACGACCAUGAAUUGUUUACCCUCUUUUCCUACGCGGUUCUUUGAAGACCAAACUUUUCUAUCACUUCCUGUCAUUCCACUGCCAGAGGGGAGGAGCUGAGGCGCUAAGAGGCGGGGUUAUCUUUAAAACCUCUUCCUGUCACGCCAGGAAGAGAACUUAAGUGAAAUCGAAAGUGUUCAAUUUGGCUGAAGUCGAGAUGGAUGCAUGUGGGCGAACUGGCGAGGGCGGUGCCUUGACUGAAGGGCAGAGCUUAGGCCAUUAACAUUUGACUUAUCUAGCGCCCCCUGCUGGUCUUUUGCUGCAUUCCGGGUGACGUGAAGGUGCUGAGAAGUCGGUGUUGAUGUCGUCUUUGUGACACGUGUGUUCUUGUAACGUUGGCCUUCCUGCCGCCAUCUUUGUGGUGCUACUCGCUCUCCUCAUGCGACAAUAAAAGCAGAGAAAAAUGCA